Pectinophora gossypiella (pink bollworm) is the source of this 1019-nucleotide messenger RNA. RefSeq names its product polyisoprenoid diphosphate/phosphate phosphohydrolase PLPP6. The transcript is spliced from 4 exons. Gene Ontology annotation, molecular function: sphingosine-1-phosphate phosphatase activity. Bases 239 to 889 code for a protein of 216 amino acids. The record is from RefSeq and is a predicted model, not a curated record. NCBI's taxonomy places the organism in Eukaryota, Metazoa, Arthropoda, Insecta, Lepidoptera, Gelechiidae.
AAGGAUUUUCAGAAAAAAUUAAACAAAAGUGCAUUUAAGUUCAUUUAACCCAAGAAAGUGCUUGAAAAGUGCUAAGAAAUCGUUUCGACGCUGUAACUAUUUUGUUAUUUAUUAGCCUGCGUAGUGUGUUCAGUCAUUCAAGUUCCUUUACCAUCUUGUUAGUCAUUUCGUUAGUCAUUUUGGCUCCUUAUUUGUUCAGCUGUUAUUUUAUCUAGAAGCUUAUUACUAAUUUUUCAUCAUGGAUAUGUUUGGAGCUGUGGAAAAUAAACGCCAGGUUGCUCCAAUGUUGCAGAAAAUACUACGAUAUGACAUCCAGAUCACCAAACAGUUUGUGGAUGGGGCUCUUAAAACCACCGCAUUGAGGUCUCUACGCAACCAUGCUAAGCUCUUAGAGGUGUCAUGUCAUGGGAUUGUUUGGCUGGCCAGUUGGCUCAGUUUCAUAUGGCUGUUUAACAACAAAAACCUGUACCAGUUGCAAGUCAACAUGCUUAUUGCUCUUCUACUGGACAUAGUUGUGGUUGCUGUUUUGAAGGCGUUUGUACGCAGACGACGGCCCGUUCCUAUGAACAAGCUGAGUGCUGUCGGCCCAGACAAGUACUCCUUCCCUUCGGGCCACGCCAGUAGGGCCAUGCUCGUCGCAUUUAUUCUGAUAUACUUGGACCCUGUCUCCAUCAUCUUCUAUCCACCCCUUUUAGCUUGGGUCACCUCGGUUGCGAUCUCAAGGGUUUUGUUAGAAAGGCACUACAUUCUCGAUGUUCUAGCCGGUCUUGGUCUUGGAAUUGUAGAAGGCCUAUUCAUGUAUCUCAUUUGGUUUUCUCAGAGUACAUCAGCUAGUAUCCUAUCCUCACUAUCUGAUGAGAAGCUGGAUGGUGGAGAAUAUCAUGUGUAAAUGUAGAUUUUUGUUGAUGUGUACAAAUAUAUUAACUCUUGUGAUGAAUAGAUCAACAGUGAAUUAACAAAAAUAAAGAUUUAUAACGAAAGUUUAAAUAGUGAGAUUUACAAAUUUGAAAUAUUAUUAA